GGGUUUGUUGAGGAAGUGAAAAGUGGGUGUAGACCUCGCUGGAAAGAGGCCGAGGCGGGGCACCUACACGGGAGACUUUCCUCAAAAUACAGUCCCUCUCGUCCGUUCUCGUUAGGAGAUUGUGACAGUAUUCUGACAGUUUCAAACCUGACUUCAGAGGCUAGUUGCAACUUAGAAAUGGAGGCUGAAGAUUUAAGUGGCAGAGAAUUGACAAUUGAUUCCAUAAUGAACAAAGUGAGAGAUAUUAAAAAUAAAUUUAAAAACGAAGAUCUUACUGAUGAGCUAAGUUUGAGUAAAGUCUCUGCUGAUACUACAGAUAACUCUGGAACUGUUAACCAAAUUAUGAUGAUGGCAAACAACCCAGAGGACUGGUUGAAUUUCUUGCUCAAAUUAGAGAAAAACAGUGUCCCCCUAAAUGAUGCUCUUUUAAAUAAAUUGAUUGGUCGGUAUAGUCAAGCCAUUGAAGCACUUCCUCCAGAUAAAUAUGGCCAAAAUGAAAGUUUUGCUCGAAUUCAAGUGAGAUUUGCUGAAUUAAAAGCUAUUCAAGAGCCAGAUGAUGCACGUGACUACUUUCAAAUGGCCAGAGAAAACUGCAAGAAAUUUGCUUUUGUGCAUAUAUCGUUUGCACAAUUUGAACUGUCUCAAGGCAAUUUAAAAAAAAGUAAACAACUUCUUCAUAAAGCUGUAGAAAGUGGAGCAGUACCACUAGAAAUGCUGGAAAUUGCCAUCCGUAAUUUAAACCUCCAAAAAGUGCAGCUACUUUCAGAGGAGGAAAAGAAGAGUUUAUCAGCACCUAUAGUACUAACCGCUCGAGAAUCAUUCGCCAGUUCGCUUGGACAUUUACAGAAUAGGAACAUUAGUUGUGAUUCCAGAGGACAGGCUCCUAAAGCCAGGUUUUUGUAUGGAGAGAACAUACCCCCACAAGAUGCAGAAGUAGGUCAUCGAAAUCCCUUGAAACAAUCUAACAAAACUAAACGGUCGUGCCCAUUUGGAAGAGUCCCAGUUAACCUUCUAAAUAGCCCAGAUUAUCACAUGAAGACAGAUAAUUCAGCUGUGCCAAGUUUUACAAAAAGACAGAUCUCUGGAUCAGAAUGCCGAGAUUUGAAUGUGCCUGGAUCAGAAUGCCGAGAUUUGAAUGUGGCUGUAUCUAAACUAAGUGGAAAGGAUUCCCACGAAAGGAGAAGUUUAAAGUCUGUUAAAAAUAUCCUUUCCAAGGAACCUGUGGAGUCAGAUGAAAAGAGUUCUGAACUUAUUACUGAUUCAAUAACCCUGAAGAAUAAAACUGAAUCGAGUCUUCUAAAUAAAUUAGAAGAAAUGAAAGAACACCAAGAACCAAAGGUUCCAGAAAGUAAUCAGAAACAAUGGCAAUCUAAGAGGAAGUCAGGAUGUGUGAACCCGAAUCCUGUUAGCUUUUCAAAUCAGUGGCAUAUUCCAAAUGUAACCCCAAAGACUGAUAUAGAGCAGAAACAUGCCACUGUUGAGCAGCCUGUCGUUUCAUUUUCAAAGCAGUCACCUCCAAUGUCAGCACCUAAAUGGAUUGAUCCAAAAUCUAUUUGUCAGACGCCCAGUAGCAAUACCUUGGAUGAUUACAUGAGCUGUUUUAGAACUCCAGUUGUAAAGAAUGAUUUUCCACCUGCAUGUCCGUCAUCAACACCAUACAGCCGGCUUGCCUGUUUCCAACAGCAGCAGCAGCAGCAGCAAGUGCUCGCUACUCCUCUUCAAAACUUACAGAUUUCGGGAUCCUCUUCAGCAAACGAAUGCAUUUCAGUCAGAGGAAGAAUUUAUUCCAUAUUAAAACAGAUAGGCAGUGGAGGUUCAAGUAAGGUAUAUCAGGUGUUGAAUGAAAAGAAGCAGAUAUAUGCUAUUAAAUAUGUGAAUGUAGAAGAAGCAGAUAAUCAAACUAUUGAUAGUUAUCGGAAUGAAAUAGCUUAUUUGAAUAAACUACAACAACACACUGAUAAGAUCAUCCGACUUUAUGAUUAUGAAAUCACAGACCAGUAUAUCUACAUGGUAAUGGAAUGUGGAAAUAUUGAUCUUAAUAGUUGGCUUAAAAAGAAAAAAUCGAUCAAUCCAUGGGAACGCAAGAGUUACUGGAAAAAUAUGUUGGAAGCAGUACACACUAUCCAUCAACAUGGCAUUGUUCAUAGUGAUCUGAAGCCUGCCAACUUCCUGAUAGUUGAUGGAAUGCUAAAGCUAAUUGAUUUUGGAAUUGCAAACCAAAUGCAACCAGAUACAACAAGUAUUGUUAAAGAUUCUCAGGUUGGCACCAUUAAUUACAUGCCACCAGAAGCAAUCAAAGAUAUGUCAUCCUCAAGAGAGAAAGGGAAACCCAAGUCAAAGAUAAGCCCCAAAAGUGAUGUUUGGUCCUUAGGAUGCAUUUUGUACAAUAUGACUUAUGGGAAAACACCAUUUCAGCAUAUAAUUAAUCAGAUUUCUAAGUUACAUGCCAUAAUUGACCCUAAUCAUGACAUUGAAUUUCCUGAUAUUCCAGAGAAAGAUCUUCAAGAUGUGUUAAAGUGUUGUUUAAUAAGGGACCCUAAACAGAGGAUAUCCAUUUCUGAGCUCCUGGCACAUCCAUAUGUUCAAAUUCAAACUCAACCAGGUAAUCAAAUGGCUAAAGGAGCCACUGAUGAAAUGAAAUAUGUUCUAGGCCAACUUGUUGGUCUGAAUUCUCCUAACUCCAUUUUGAAAGCUGCUAAAACCGAGGUCUGUGGAUGCUCCUCCAAAAGGCAGUGGGACCUCAACUUAACACUGCUGAAAAGAAUUUCAGGACUCGUCAAAAGCAAGGUACAAGCAAAGAUUUAUCAAAGGACAAAAAAGGUAUCCCCUCACCUCAGAGAAGACCAGUGAUGUAUCCAGUUCUCUGACUAUAUAUAUGAUUUUUUUGGAAAGAAAUUCUCUGACUAUAUAUAUGAUUUUUUUGGAAAGAAAUGUGCAGUUUCUCAAGAAAGCUUUUGUGAACAUCAAAUCCCAUGUCAAUUAUUUGCUUUUGGGGGUUCUGAAUGUUUCUUCUUGGUUAGGUGGUCUAGCUAUAAAUAAGUUGUGGGCACACUGUGUAAGUCUUUGAAUCUGGUGACACUUAAAUUAGUUGUUGUUGUUUUUUUUUUUUUUCCUAUCUGAUCUGGUACAAGCAUACACUGGAGAUUUUGUUCAUCUAACGUAAAAGACAAGCAUGGUCAGUCAUGCCUCCAGAUCUAGAUCUCCAUUUGUAAGGGUCUCUCUCUCUCUCCCCGAGAGCUCACCUAUCUCAGCUGGGGCAUUCCUGGACUUGGAGUUGUGUUUAUCAUACUCCACCAAGUUGCCAAAUGUAUAUUUCACAGAUGUUUCUCCCAGAUUAGUAAAUAAAUACUCAUCUGUGCUUACC
Messenger RNA from Ictidomys tridecemlineatus (thirteen-lined ground squirrel), 3364 nucleotides. The record is from RefSeq and is a predicted model, not a curated record. Lineage: Eukaryota; Metazoa; Chordata; Mammalia; Rodentia; Sciuridae.